Messenger RNA from Brugia malayi, 744 nucleotides. RefSeq names its product Yip1 domain containing protein. The record is from RefSeq and is a predicted model, not a curated record. Gene Ontology annotation, cellular component: membrane; trans-Golgi network. Bases 1 to 744 code for a protein of 247 amino acids. The transcript is spliced from 6 exons. Gene Ontology annotation, biological process: endoplasmic reticulum to Golgi vesicle-mediated transport; vesicle fusion with Golgi apparatus. NCBI's taxonomy places the organism in Eukaryota, Metazoa, Nematoda, Chromadorea, Rhabditida, Onchocercidae.
AUGUCUCAUUACUGGAUCAAUACUAAUAAUCAACAGAAUAACUGGUACAGUAGUGAAGGAGGUGCCAGUUGGGGACAGUAUGAUAAUAGCCAGCAACAGUCAUCGGUCCCACAAGGUUCAGUCUAUUAUGAUCAUUAUCAGCAGCAGCAGACACAGAAUACCAAUUUAUAUAGCGGUCAGUACUUCAUCCCUUCUCAGUUACAAGCUCCGCCCGCUGAUAAUUUCGAGAUCGAACCACCACUAUUAGAAGAGCUUGGCAUCAAUUUUAGCCAUAUCAGACAGAAAACAUUUGCUGUGUUGAAUCCUGUUGGCUCUGUGGCACCUGAUGUAAUUGCUGAUCAAGACUUGGCAGGUCCGCUAGUAUUUUGUCUUUUAUUUGGUGCUGCUUUGUUGCUUCAUGGAAAGAUUCAAUUUGGAUAUAUUUAUGGAAUCGGUGCUCUGGGAUGUGUUGGUGUAUACGCUUUAUUGAAUUUAAUGGCUGCUGAUACUUCGAUUUCCUUCACCUGUACGGCUAGCGUCCUUGGAUAUUGUUUACUGCCGAUGGCUAUUUUAAGCAUGAUAGCUGCAAUUUUCUCUUUUCAGGGUAUGCUAGGCUACUUGAUAGCAAGCGCAGCUGUAAUAUGGUGCAGUGUUGCUUCAUCUAAACUGUUUAUAACGACAUUGUCUUUGGAUGGACAGCGAUUGCUUGUUGCAUAUCCGUGUGCCUUGUUGUAUUGUGUUUUUGCUCUUCUUGCUAUCUUUUAA